GCCAAAUUAGGGGAUAUAUAAAUUACAAUACAAUUGAUUACAGACUUUUUAUUCCAAAGUUUUAAAUUCAAGUAUAUAUGUAAAAAAAAAUGAUCAUGCCCUCUGAUGUAUUGUCUGAAGAAAAACAUAAUUUAAUGCACACGUUUGCAAAGAGUCAGAACUUCCAACAGGUUAUAAUUUGCAACAUCAAACCUAGCAAUUUUGGUAUGUAACGUUGUUUUUUUUAAUAUCUCAGUUGCACCCAUCGUCGCGAAUUACGACUAAUAUGUACGGUAUUAUCCCAGAGUAAUGCAGACUGUAGGUCUUGGUUUGAGACGCUUUAGAUGAAAAUUACAAAUGUACGCAACAAUGUAAUCUUCAAACAGUUGUCUGCGAAAUUGAAGAAAUGUAUUAGACUCCAUUUUUCGUUAAAACCGGGAUUUCAGUGGGGUACCUUUGCAAACAAAACCAGUAAGGGUGCUUGUCGUGACCUCUAUAUUAAAUCUUUUGUCAACUGCAUGACGUCAAUGUUCGAAAUCCUCGGGCCACCGUACAAGUUAAAUAUCUGGACUUAAACCGUUUUCAUAGCAGCGCAUUAUAUGAAGUAUUCAAAAAUUUAAAAAAAUGUUUACAGUGCUUUCGAACAUUGAAAUUUUAAGGUCCUGUUACAGUUAUGGCCGAAAAUAGUCUAGUACUUCAUUUAACAUCUGGUUUUCCCCCUUUUCACUGUAAAUUGAAACGCGUGAUUUUCUAAUAAAAGAGGCGUUGAACGGAAGUCAACUAGCUAAAUACGUUAAACCGUCAUUGUUGACCUUCUAAUGAAAACUAUAAGAAUGACAGAUGAUGGUACCUUACUGCUAUAGGAAGAGAGUCGCUUCACUCAAACAAAAUUAAACAAUGAAUCUGAGCGUGAAUCCCUCGUCAAAUAGGCCAGACGAAGAGGUUUCAAGGGUCGGCAUCCUGAAUACAAGUACUGAAUCACUGCAGAAGAAAGAAUUCGUCAGCGUACUUCACUCCGAGCUUUUGCCGUCCCUGGUUUAUGUCUCUCUUCUUCUGCCCCUCGGAGUAACCGGAAAUAUCCUAACCUGCUGCGUCUACAACCGGAAAUGGGAGAGGAAACGCAAAGUGUCUACUUUAUUCAUAUUGACUCUUGCUUGGGUCGACCUGUUGAACUGUCUGUCUACGAUGCCUUUCGAGAUUGCGUUGUUGGUGAAUAUCACAUCGUUUGACUACCCAAUUCUCUGCAAAAUCUCCCGUUGGCUGACAUAUCAUCUGAAUUGUUUUUCUACUAUGAUCCUGCUCGGCAUUGCGUUGGACCGAUUAUUUGGCAUCAGAUACACGUUUAAAAGAUCAUUAUUUGGAAUCACGCGAUGUAAAAUUUACCUUGCUUUCUCUUUCGUUAUUGCUGUUCUAACGACUUGGCCGGCUUUGUUUCUUUUUGGAACAUAUACCAAUGUUCACCAUGGUAUCCUCUCAAAAACCUGUCUCAUAGACGACGAUUACAUUUUAAACCAAAAAUCCAUUAAACCUUUCUGGCAUGGAAUCUACUUAAUUGUGUCUACUCUUGUUGUAGACAUUGUUUUGAUAGUAAUUUACUCAAUGAUUGGUUGUUCCAUUCACCAGAGUCGUAGAAAUUCCUUUAGAUUUCGCCGUAGUGGAAGGUUUGCUUCCUCGAUCUCAUUUAAAAGGUGUUCAAUAGACUCGUGUUGCUGCAAUACUAAAAACAAUUUCAGCUGUUCUAGCUGUAGAAUCAAAGCACAGAACGCACUGACAGACAUAGACGAAAAUCUCGAAGAUGACGUGUUUGUUGAUAGUCCCAGAACCCCGAGAGUCCAAAACAAACUACAGUCAAGCAGUUCUUUUAAUUCGGGAAGCAAUCGUAGUAGUAGCUAUUAUAGUGACCAAGUAGUACCAGCGAAAAUAUCACCAACUGAGAAAGGGCAACAAUCAUUUAGAAACUCGUUCUCGCGAAAAAGAACGACCAGAGCGCCAUCUACCGGUUCAAGAUUAAGUCAGUGUUCCAGAAGAAAGUUGAGGUUUGAGUCCUUAUCCAAUGAGAGUAUGAGGUUUGGGCCUCGUUCUGGUACAAGGAAGACCCUGGUGAUGCUAUGUGUUGUGACCGCUGUGUACAUACUGACGUUUCUGCCUUAUUGCGUCAUCGUUAUUCUUAGGUACACGUCCCCCGGGUUGUAUCUAAGACUCACUAGACCACAGAAGAACAUUUAUCAGCUGUUUAUUAGAUCGUACAUGCUCAGUAUGUCCACGAACUCAAUCGUCUAUAGUUUUGUGAAUAAUAAUUUCAGACAGGAGUGCUAUCUAGUGAUUAAAUCAGGACUAUCUGCAUUCAAUUCUCGGAAGACUCGUUAUUCUGUUAAUUCUUGACUUCUUUCUGUCUCCAAAUUUUUUUUCAUUUUUAGGAAAUUUCAGAUUCAAAAUAAAAUAUUAUUGACUAUUAUUCAUUACGCUUAAAUAAGAUGCUAGCUUAUCUCAAUUUUGUUUAACAUUGGACACUGGAUUAUUUCGGUCUUUUUAUACAUUUGGUAUGUUAUAGCAUGGAUUGAUUUCCUUAUGACGUCAUGACGUUGAUUGCGUUUGCCAGGUUC
Magallana angulata is the source of this 2582-nucleotide messenger RNA. RefSeq lists its product as uncharacterized. Gene Ontology annotation, biological process: G protein-coupled receptor signaling pathway. The record is from RefSeq and is a predicted model, not a curated record. NCBI's taxonomy places the organism in Eukaryota, Metazoa, Mollusca, Bivalvia, Ostreida, Ostreidae. The transcript has 2 exons. Gene Ontology annotation, cellular component: membrane. Gene Ontology annotation, molecular function: peptide binding; G protein-coupled receptor activity. The coding region runs from base 877 to 2361 and encodes 494 amino acids.